AUGGGUGCAGAGGAGGCAAUCUUCACGUUGGCCAAUAUUUCCGCCUUGUGCCACCUCAAAGUGCCAUCCUCGAGUGCCACCUCAAAGUGCCAUCCUCAAGUACCACCUCAGAGUGCCAUCUCAAAGUGCCGUCCUCAAGUACCACUUAUGAGUGCCAUCCUCGAGUGCCACCUCAAAGUGCCAUCCUCAAGUACCACCUCAAAGUGCCAUUCUCGAAUGCCACCUCAAAGUGCCAUCCUCAAAUACCACCUCAGAGUGACAUCCUCAACUGCCAUCCUCAAAUACCACCUCAGAGUGCCAUCCUCAAGUGCUACCUCAAAGUGCCACCUUAAAGUGCCAUCCUCAAGUGCCACUUCAAAGUGCCAUCCUCAAGUACCCCCUCAAAGUGCCAUCCUCGAGUGCCAUCCUCAAGUACCACUUCAGAGUGCCAUCCUCGAGUGCCACCUCAAAGUGCCAUUCUCAAGUACCACCUCAAAGUGCCAUUCUCGAAUGCCACCUAAGAGUGCCAUCCUCAAGUACCACCUCAGAGUACCAUCCUUAACUGCCAUCCUCAAGUACCAUCUCAGAGUGCCAUCCUCAAGUGCCACCUUAAAGUGCCAUCCUCAAGUGCCACCUCAAAGUGCCAUCCUCAAGUACCCCCUCAAAGUACCAUCCUCGAGUGCCACCUCAAAGUGCCAUCCUCAAAUACCACCUCAGAGUGCCAUCCUCGAGUGCCACCUUAAAGUGCCAUUCUCAAGUACCACCUCAGAGCGCCAUCCUCAAGUUCCAUCCUCAAGUACCACAUCUGAGUGCCAUCCUAAAGUGCCAUCCUCAAGUGCCACCUCAAAGUGCCAUCCUCAAGUGCCACCUCAAAGUGUCAUCCUCGAGUGCCAUCCUCAAGUGCCACCUCAAAGUGCCAUCCUCGAGUACCACCUCAAAGUGCCAUCCUCAAGUGCCACAUCAAAGUGCCAUCCUCAAGUACCACCUCAGAGUGACAUCUUUGGGUGUCAACCAUGA
Messenger RNA from Penaeus indicus, 996 nucleotides. RefSeq lists its product as uncharacterized. The record is from RefSeq and is a predicted model, not a curated record. The transcript is spliced from 2 exons. NCBI's taxonomy places the organism in Eukaryota, Metazoa, Arthropoda, Malacostraca, Decapoda, Penaeidae. Bases 1 to 996 code for a protein of 331 amino acids.